Messenger RNA from Gasterosteus aculeatus aculeatus (three-spined stickleback), 1442 nucleotides. It is a transcript of the gene plek2, whose product is annotated as pleckstrin 2. Gene Ontology annotation, biological process: actin cytoskeleton organization; intracellular signal transduction. Gene Ontology annotation, cellular component: plasma membrane. The record is from RefSeq and is a predicted model, not a curated record. Lineage: Eukaryota; Metazoa; Chordata; Actinopteri; Perciformes; Gasterosteidae.
GAACGUAAUUACAUUUUACAAACGGCGCCCCAUAGUAAAUACUAUAAAAGCAUCACCUGUGCUGGGCAGAGGAGUCAGAGCGCCCUCUUGUGGUAAAUAGCAGAAAGUGCAUUAUUUGAUUGGCCUCCCAGUGUUGAGCUAGUUAUCUGUGGGUGUGGGUGUGGGUGUGGGUGGAAACACGGUGACGCACUGCUCUGUGUUUAAUAACUGGAGCAGGCAGGACCAGACAAAGAUCAAUUCAAACAUCACGCUGAGCAGAAUGGAUACGGACGAUAAGAACACGCCUCUGAGAGAAGGAUUCCUUGUGAAAAGGGGUCAUCUGGUUCACAACUGGAAGGCGCGCUGGUUCGUGCUGAUGUCUGACAAGCUGCUGUAUUACAAGUACGAAGGAGGCAAGAGGGACUCGUGUCAGCGAGGAAAGAUCCUCCUGAAGGACUGUGUGAUAACGUGUCCGUUUCUGGAGUACGAAAAUCGACCGUUGGUAUUCAAGCUGCUGACAAAGAAUGGGGUGGAUCAUUUUUUGGAGGCCUGUUCCCGGGAGGAGAGAGACGACUGGGCCGAUGACAUCACCGCUGCGGUCGCCAAGCUGCAGCCGUCUGAAGGUGGGGAGGUGACGAAGCAGCAGCACCCUGCUGGAUCACAGCUACACGACAUCAAUCUGAGCAAGGUGUUGGACUGCAUGUACGACGUCCACAGCGGCAUCAACAUGAGCAACCACAUGGAGCAGGGCAGCACCUACAGCAACUGCUUCUCAGGUUCGGCGGUGGUGGACUGGCUGGUGUUUAUGCAGCUGGUUCUGACCCGUGUGGAGGCCAUGACGCUGGCCUCGGCCCUGCUGGAGGAGGGUUUCCUGCGGCCCAUCGGCCUGAAGAGUGCCGAGGCUCUCCGCACUGCCGGCCUCAGCGAGCAGUUCAUGGACGACUCCACCGCGCUGUACAGCUUUUCUGACAGCUUAAAGAAGAGAGGAAGUGUGAAGGCCGAGUCUUCCGCUUCUGCAGUGGAGCUGAGUGGAAAAGUGGUCAAGAGAGGAUAUCUACUUAAACAGGGACACAGAAGGAAGAACUGGAAGGUGCGACUGUUUGUGCUGCGUUCACAACCUUCAUACCUUCACUAUUAUGAUCCCACCAAGGAUGACAUCAGCCCCGCAGGCGGUUUCUCUCUGCGGUCCUGUCUGGUGUCGUCCCUGGGCGAUAACGGAGUUCCCUCAGGUGUAAAAGGCAACAUUCAAGGCAACUUGUUCAAAAUCAUCACGCAGUCAGACACACACUACUUCAUGCAGGCGCCGACCGAGCAGCAGAAGAUGGACUGGAUAGACGCCAUCAGGAAGCAGACGUAGAGCCGUUUCAAGAUGUUAAGAUUUACGCAUUCUAUGAAUGUAUACCGUAGCAGUGCAAUGUUAAUUAAUUUAAAUAAACGUGGUCAUGAAACAUUUCUCUUAAAUA